AUGAAGGGGGGAGCCGUGAAUAUUCAUAGGUAUGUGGUAGCAUGGCGACUGCAUCCUAUAAAUAUUGCAGCCCCUUCCGCAUGAACUACCCGUAUCUGCUUUUGCCUCUGAUGACGGGUUCGAGCAGGAAUCCGAAACGUCAGGCGAAUAAAACUCUCGUCCCAGCGAUCGCGCAUCAUUCUUCACAUUUGGACAUCUAUCAUAUCACCUGGGAAAUCAAUCUUCCAAAAGCCCAAUUACUUGAGUAGUGUCUUUUGUGGUACUUCUCGAUAAUUGUACACACUUUGCCAUAUUUUAUGGAGUGAGAGAAGAAAACUUCUUUCCCAUGUACGAAUUCCGUAGGAUCAUCUGCUUUCUUUAAACAUACUCUUUGGGAAAAAGAAAUAUUUAUGUUUUUUCCAAAAAAACAUGAAUUGUGAAUUUAUCGGGGACGUUAGCGUGAAUAUUCAUGUGACCGAAUGCCUUCCAGUUCAUGCAAUGAAGUUCAUACAGAAUGGCCCGCAAGUCGUUAUCGACAAUUACUCUUUGAUUUUGUUUCAGAUAUUGAAAAAUUGUUCCCUGGAAAUGUGCUACGGAAAGUUUCAUGAUGAUGCAGUGUUCGAAAAGCACUGAAUAUUGCUUCGAGGUAAAGUCUAACAAACAAAAAAGCAUUUACUUUUAAAUGACAAAACAUCAAAGCCCUCUUUGUAUGAAUGUGUGUGGCCGUGUUAUUUUGUUCUAGGGGAAAUAUAUGGCGUGUAGCCUAGUUUUGAUUCAACGUAUCGAGGCACUGUUAUGUCGUUUUUACAACAAAAAAAUCUCCAAGCAAACUUAUUCAGAAAAAAACAGUGUUUUAUAAAAUGAGUGUAAGAAAGGAAUGCCUAGUGUACUUAUCCUUUAACUUAUUACAAAAUGAAUACAGGCACCGAACCCCAUUGUAAAAUGCAGCGAAUUCAAGUGACAAACAUUUUGCGAGCCUGAAUCACGUAGGCGUGUGGAAAGCUGAUCAGCCGGCAGCCCUCACGCUCGGGAGUGGGUUCCCUGGCGAUAAGCCCUGCAUCCGCAUACAUGUCAUGCCGAACGAAAUAUGAAUCAAAACGGACAUCUAGUCCGAAACGGCCCGAUAGAGUUGCACAAGGUAACACAAGUGGUACAGAUCGAAUAUCAGACUAUGGGAAGUAAAAAACCCGGAUUCUUUUAGCGUUUCAGCGUCUAAAUCCGUGGAUAAAUUUUGGCGGAGACGCAGACCUCUGUGAUCGAUUAUCUCAUGUGUCGGUCGAGUGCGUCUGUGUCUAUGAGCGGGAACGCGCAACAUACUGGCUUACAGACUUGCUACCCCAGCGGCCUCCGCACCGCACUACUCGAGUACCCUCGAGGCCAGCCCGCAGAGUGCAAGCAGUGACUUGGCGCGAACAUUUCAAAGACCAUGCUGACUAUUUUUAUCGGGUAUUUAGUAAUCAGAGGUGGGUGGUGGGCUUCUUUUAAGUACGAUCUGACGGGCUGCCGUAGCAUGGAUGAUUACUGAAAAAGGCCUAGGGAAUAUUAUCUUAGAGCCUAGCAUGAGGUCCAACUGUGCAUUAAAUGCCCCAGUUUUAGACCUCCAACUGUUUUAAUAUUCUAACUAUAUGCCCCCAGUCUUGAAUGAAUGGCCGCAGGAAAUCUCACGGAGUUAUCUGAUCAACAACUUGACAUUUGGCGAAACCGUCAGAUGUUACCGAUGGAUUUGCGCAGGCGGACGUUUGUUGACGAAUAAUUCGCAGCUACUGAUAAUUUCGUCAUUUUUUCUAACUGUUUAUGCGUAGCGAUCUGAAAAGAUCCAGUCAGGGUGGGUGAAACAUGCGAUCAAAAUACUCUUGCAAGGGAACUCUGUUCCCUUGACAUUUUUCAUGAAAUAUCAGUCGAGUAUAGAAUACCUUCGAAUGUUUCUCUGACCGAUAUGCAGAAUGGUUGGGAAAGAGUAGGCGAUGCCAAAUUAAAGAGUAGAAGAGCACGUAGGUUGGGGUCAGGUUCCCGUGGCUUUUUUUAAAGCCAAGAACUCUUACUAUAACGACAGUUCGACCGUCGUGACUGACGAUGUCCACCGUGUGUUCCACAGCAAGGCGAAUCAGGAAUGGUAACAUGCGCGUAAAUUAGUCUAUAGUGAGAAUAAACUUACGCAGCAUCUACCACACUCCUCCCUCCUCCUCCUCCUCCUCCUCCUCCUCCUCCUCCUCCUCCUCCUCUCCUCCUCCUCCCCCUCCUCCUCCUCCUUCUUCUUCUUCUUCUUCUUCUUCUUCUUCUUCUUCUUCUCCUCCUCCCCACCUCGUCCCGUGUCAAGAAGGCCGGAAGUGAGGGAGGGCGCAGGUGGCUGGCACGGCCGGACCCGCGCCUAG
Spirometra erinaceieuropaei is the source of this 2351-nucleotide messenger RNA. NCBI's taxonomy places the organism in Eukaryota, Metazoa, Platyhelminthes, Cestoda, Diphyllobothriidea, Diphyllobothriidae. The record is from the annotation of a GenBank genome assembly.